AUGAUAAGGAAAAAUAGUAUCAUCAUGACUUCAUCAUAUAUUGAUUCUACAUAUCAUACAGGGGAGGAUGAUGAAAAUAAAGGUUUGAAUCCCAUAGAUGAUUUUAAGACUAUUUCAUUUGAACACUCUCAGUGUUCUAGUUGCAAAAUAUGGAAUAAGGAAAAUCAAGAAGACAAUUUAAUCGAUAUCCUAUCUAAAGGUAGAUCAUUGGCACUUAAGAAUACAUUUAAAUUUGGAGGAGGUAAAGUAAUGACCACCCCCUUUAUGCAUUCAUUAUAUGGGGAGGUACAAGAUGGGAUAUUAGAUAACAUGUACGAUGGAACGCAUGAUAAGUUGACUACGAAACUACUCGAUGGAAUGUAUGAUGAAUGGUCCUAUAAAACGUAUGGAAAGUCAAAUGACAAGUUACAUAGUGUAUUGUGUUAUGCACCGAGUGAGGGGUCUAGUGUUAAUCUAUCGAAUGUACUGAGUUAUGCACCGAGUGAGGGGUCUAGUGUUAAUCUAUCGAAUGUACUGAGUUAUGCACCGAGUGAGGGGUCUAGUGUUAAUCUAUCGAAUGUACUGAGUUAUGCGAGUGAGGGGUCUAGUGUUAAUCUAUCGAAUGUACUGAGUUAUGCACCGAGUGAGGGGUCUAGUGUUAAUCUAUCGAAUGUACCGAGUUAUGCACCGAGUGAGGGGUCUAGUAACGAAUUGCGCAACCAUAGAGAUGAUAUAAUGAACCCAUUUACUGAAUCGUAUAUAAAAAACAUUAAUUCCAUUAAAAUUGAUAAAAUAUUUAAAUACACAUGUGAUAAUAUAAAAAACAAGAAGCUCUUUCGAAAAAUUGUAGAUAAGGCUCAACGGAUAUUAAAUACUAAAACAAUGAAAGUAAUAAAAUUUAUUAUUCCAUUUAUACCAGUUAUUUCUAUGAUAACAGCAGCACUUACAACUUUGUUGUUAGGCUUAAGUCUACAGGCCAUUUUCAUAGCAAUAUUUGCCCCAUUUGCAUAUCCGUACAUUUUCAUAUCUUUAAGAAAUAAAUGA
Molecule: messenger RNA, 1023 nt
Organism: Plasmodium malariae
Lineage: Eukaryota; Apicomplexa; Aconoidasida; Haemosporida; Plasmodiidae
Product: Plasmodium exported protein, unknown function
Exons: 2
Coding region: 1-1023 (340 amino acids)
Source: RefSeq, a predicted model, not a curated record